ACAAGAUCCAGCGGCAGAGUGCCGAAACAUGGCCAUUCUUCAGGUCCUCUCGCACCUCUGCUGAAGUGGGGGAGCACCUUGCUACCAUAUUGGUCAGCCACAUUUCAGGCGCUCAAAGCUCAGGCACGAUGAAGCUGAACUUGGGCGCACUGGGCAACGUGGACCGCGCAGAGCUGAAGCGUGACGGGCUGACGCUGUUCAGCAAGCUCAUCCGCACCAAGAAUGUGGAGUCGAUGCAGGGCGACGCGGCGCCGGCCACCAAGGGCGCCCCCGCCGUCGUCACGACCCGCUCCGACGCCGACCACCCCGAGAAGAAGCUCAAGCUCAAGAAGUGCCUGACGACGCUGGACCUGACCUCGCUGGGAGUGGGGUCCUGCGUGGGCACCGGCAUGUACCUGGUGGCCGGCAUGGUCGCAAAGUCCGUGGCCGGGCCCGGGGUCAUCUUCUCCUUCAUCAUAGCCGCCAUCGCCUCCAUCUUCUCUGGCGCGUGCUAUGCGGAGUUCGGCGUGCGGGUCCCGCACACGACGGGCUCGGCCUACAUGUACUCGUACGUGACGGUGGGCGAGCUGGUGGCGUUCGUGAUCGGCUGGAACAUGGUGCUGGAGUACCUGAUCGGCACGGCGGCCUGCGCCUGCGCGCUCUCCGCCUGCCUGGACGCCCUCGCCGGCGGCGCCGUGUCGCGGGGCGUCGCCUCCAGCGUCGGCACAAUGUUCGGUCGGCCGCCGGACUUCCUGGCGUGCCUCAUCACGCUGCUGAUGACGCUGCUGAUGGCGGCCGGCGUCAAGAAGUCGCUCAUCUUCAACAACGUGCUCAACGCCAUCAACCUGGCCGUCUGGGUGUUCAUCAUGUCGGCCGGCCUCUUCUACGUCGACGGCCGCAACUGGUCCGAGCACAAGGGCUUCCUGCCCUUCGGCUGGUCCGGGGUGCUGACGGGGGCGGCGACCUGCUUCUACGCCUUCAUCGGCUUCGACAUCAUCGCGACGACCGGCGAGGAGGCGACCAACCCGCGCCGCUCCAUCCCGCUGGCCAUCGUCGCGUCGCUCGUCGUCAUCCUCAUCGCCUACGUCACCUCCUCCAUGAUGCUCACGCUCAUCGUGCCGUACAACAAGGUGGACGCCGACUCGGCGCUGGUCGAGAUGUUCGGCCAGGUGGGCGCCUACAAGUGCAAGUGCAUCGUGGCCGUGGGCGCGCUCGCCGGACUCACCGUCUCCAUGUUCGGCUCCAUGUUCCCCAUGCCGCGCAUCGUCUACGCCAUGGCCCAGGACGGACUCAUCUUCCGGACACUGUCUCGCGUGUGGCAGGCUACGGGAACCCCAGCCAUAGCAACCUUCAGCUCUGGGAUAGCCGCUGCGUUGGCAGCCCUGCUCAUCCAGCUUGAGGUGCUGGUCGAGAUGAUGUCCAUUGGGACGCUGCUGGCGUACACGCUGGUGUCGACGUGCGUGCUCAUCCUGCGCUACCAGCCGCACUCCACCAACCUGGUGGAGCUGCUGCCCCAGUCGCUGCGGACGCCCAUCCGCGGCUCGCCCACCAAGGAGAACCUCAGCAACGGACAGGUGCUGUACGGAAACCAGCUGCAGCCGGACCAGCUGCGAGCGGCGCUGGGAGGCAGCGGUGGCAGCGUCGGCGGAGCCACGACGCUGGGUACGGGCGUGGGCGUGGCGGCGCCCGGCGUCGGCAUGGGCGGCGUCGGCGUGGUGGGGCAGCCGCCCCUCUCGCACCACGGCGCCCACCACCAGCGCGUCAUGGUGCGCCGCGUCACCCGCAGAUCUGACGUGACGCGCCAUCUUUGUGUGUUCUGCAGCUCCCCGGACAGCGACGACACGUACCCGGGCGAGGAGCCCGAGGAAGAUUUGUCGAUGCGGGACGACCAGUUCCUGGUGUCCGACCGCAGCGAGAACAAGUUCUACGGCUCGCUGCACGGCGCCGGCGGGGGCGGCGGGGGCGGCCUGGGGCUCGGGCUCGGCGGCGGCUCCGGCCUGGGGGCGGGCGUCUCCGCCCCCGGCCUCGGCUACAUCGGACGCCGCCUCCACGCGGCGACGUACCUGUGCCCGGCCAUCUUCCCCUGGGUGGAUACGGGCCCGGCCACCGAGGAGUCGGGCAUGUUCGUGAUGAAGAUGGUGGGCGUGCUGUACGUGCUGAUCCUGAUCUUGGACGUCACGGUGGCCGCCUCCGGGGGCAGCGGAGGCUCCUGGCUGGCUGCGGCCCUCUCCAUCACCGUGCUCGCCAUCGUCGGCGUGCUGCUCGCCAUCUCGAGGAAGCCCCAGAACAGGAAGACGUUGCUCUUCAUGACACCAGGCUUGCCAUUCGUGCCAGCAGUGGCUGUCACUGUCAACAUCUACCUCAUCUUCAAGCUCUCCAUCCUCACACUGGUGCGCUUCACCGUCUGGAUGGCCAUCGGCUUUGGUGUGUACUUCUACUACGGCAUCAAACAUAGCACACUGGAGGAGGAAGAACAACAGAGACUCCGUGAAGAACAAGAGGAGGAGGAGCAGCGCUCCGUGUCCGGCAUCCAGGGGGGCAUCGGCGGAGGCUCCGACACCGGGGGCGGCAUCGAGAUGUCCGUGUCGCCCGCCAGGCAGACGCCCCAGGUGCCAGUGCAGACCGCGGGCUCGGCACCCGUAGCGGCGACUGGCAGGGCCUCCGAUCUGUUCGUUCCGCCGACCCAUUUUCCGACGUGGGACGAUUGAGGCGGUGGCCGUCGUGGAGGCAGGACCGUAGCAGCUGGGGUUCGGGGCCCUGCUCUGACGUGCCACAGACCGAGCGAGUGGUGAAUGGCGAGUGAGGUGACCGGCAGCUGUGGCGGGCGAGACUGUGGGGGCGGUAUGACCGGUGCCCGGGUUCCCGGUGCCUGCUCGCGUAUGGGGUCAGUGACGAGAUGGACUGCGUGGAGUGUGGUGUCUGGGGAGUCUGCAUACGUCAAACGGUGCACGGAACAUCCCCGUCUUCGGUCUGCUGACAAACUGGCUGAAGCAGCCUGGAAAACUGUCUCAUCGUGUGAAGCAGUGAUCGGCAGUGAAUUUGACUGUCGAACGACUGCAGAUUCGCCAGUUACUUAGCUGACAUAGAGGCAAUAUGAACAGCUGUGAUGUAGCACAGAGGAUCCAUUUUGAUGUGUCAGGGGAUGGCUCUAGACUCCACUGUCCAGCUCCUUUUCUGAGGAACAUCUUGGGUUGUUGUAACUGGAGUAUUUCCUAGCAUUUACUGCUUGAUUUCAGUCAUCAAACCUUGCUGUGAUGUAAAUGUUGAGACCUUACACUCAUUCGUAAUGAAAGCUACUGACAUGCUUGUGCAACUGUGUUUUGUGUAGAGGUGUUCAGUUAUGCCCUGAUAAUUGCAGCAAUAUUAAUUUCCAGAACUUUUUGGUAAUACAGUUAAAAGAGGUAACAGCACCAAAACUGUCCGUGCAAAACACCUCAGAGUGAGGGAAUGUGACAGUGUUGAUGGUGAUCUGACCAUCACAUUUCCACAGCCUUUCUUGAUGAGGUGACACUUCUCCCAUUGUCUCUCACUGCCAUCAACAAUACAAAAACAGUAAUAUAUAUAUAUCAUCUCACCAAUGUCUCCUACACAAAUAUAUGUUACACAACACUUGCACUUCACAAUGAAGAAGUGCACAAAUAAAGAUAACCAUCCUCUUUAAUCAACUAAACCCUCAGGCGUCACCUAAUUCCACAGUGUAAUGUGACAGUAACAGAGAAUCAAUACAUACACGCAUUAGCUGCUGAACUUGUAAGAUGGCACGUAAUUCCCACUACUUGGCCAGUUGUUCACAAUGUCAUUCUUACAUCGUAUGAACUAUGAAAUCCGAUUACCGUUGCUGUUGUAGAGGAAACUCCGUCAUGUUUCAGUGGCGCAUAACAGUGUGCAACUGUGCACUGACUAAGUACUGGUAAUUCACUCCUACUCAUCACACUUAGGCCGUAUGUGUAGAAUACCAAUAUACAAGCUGAAACUGUCAGAAGAAGGAAAUAAAAUACUGUUCAUAGUACUUUACCUAUGAAAUACUGGUAAGCUGAUGGGUACAAUAGGUCUUUUCAGAAACUGGCCCCUCAUCUGCCAAGACUGAAUGGCUGACAAUGAAUGAAAGUUAUCUUAUAUGCAGGAAUGAGUGUAAGGUAACUGAAGAUAUCGAAGAUACCAUGUACGUAGUUGUAAUGUGCACAAAAUGGUUAAUGCAGAAACAAAACCAAUUUUUCAGUUUUUCAUAUAAAAGUAUUGGACACACAAUACUGGGAAAUCAAAGUAAAAAGUAUAUUUUGAUAAUGAAGCUAGUUUUGAUUUAUUUCGGCAGGAAUCUAUAACAUUUAAUACAUGUCGCUUUUUGGGACAGUAGUGGAUCCCUGUAUCUUGCUGACGAUUAUGGCCUGGAUUGGCACGCAAACGUCACUGACUGUAAAAAAUUAGUAUUGACAAGUACUGACGUAUAGGUAGUGUUCAUCUUGCUAUCUUUACAUCUGCAUCACAGCUGUCCAAAUCAAAAAUAAUACUGCAUCUUGAUCUAUACCAGCACUGAAUUUCAUGUACCAGUAGAGCCCUCGUAGGUAAUUUGCUGGCCUCAUUCAGCAGUAGUACUGGCAAGUGCCAAGGCUUCCAUCUUGUAGAGGAUGAACAAAGUAUACCAACAGAGCACAACGCAGCUUCAAGUUCCCACUUAGCCUUCCAUCCUGGAAUAUAAAAUGUGUGGGAAAGCUCACCCCAUACUGAGCAGGCACAAUAUCCAAUGCAUUGAUGAAACCUUGUUUCUUUGAGGACUAUGUGAGAGAAGCGAGUAUUUUUUCUUGUUUACUAGCUGUAAAUCCCUAGUUAAGUUUCUAGUUUCUCCUAGAAGUAAACUUAAAAAUGCAUGUCUUCUUACUUUUUAACUAUCUCUUGAUGACUGGAAAUGUGUCCUUUUUUUUUAAGUGAUGGAGAAUCUUUUUCAAUCAUGUUAGUCACAUUAUGAAUCAUUGGUUGCUGAUUAGAGGAAGAAAGUGACUGGUCAGUGUUCAUGACACACUGAUGUAAUUUUUUCUAUUCUUUAUCAGUGUCUUCUACAACAAAGAUUCAACAAAGUGUGAAUUCAUUGACGAUAUAUUUUUGGUA
Molecule: messenger RNA, 5082 nt
Organism: Schistocerca serialis cubense
Lineage: Eukaryota; Metazoa; Arthropoda; Insecta; Orthoptera; Acrididae
Product: probable cationic amino acid transporter
Exons: 15
Coding region: 129-2687 (852 amino acids)
Biological process (GO): amino acid transport; transmembrane transport
Cellular component (GO): plasma membrane
Molecular function (GO): amino acid transmembrane transporter activity
Source: RefSeq, a predicted model, not a curated record